Messenger RNA from Ascochyta rabiei, 774 nucleotides. RefSeq lists its product as uncharacterized. The coding region runs from base 1 to 774 and encodes 257 amino acids. NCBI's taxonomy places the organism in Eukaryota, Fungi, Ascomycota, Dothideomycetes, Pleosporales, Didymellaceae. The transcript has 3 exons. The record is from RefSeq and is a predicted model, not a curated record.
AUGACGACUCCUUCGCUGGACCAGCCGUCGACGACCACACACAAUCUUCCUCAACCGUCCGUCCCAGUUUCGCAAACAGAGCCUGGCCGCGACACCCUGUCUUCAAGCGUUGUAGAGAUGACGACGCUCUCCCCGUCUGGCGGCGCGCCGGCGACCACGAACACCACCCCACUCGACUCCGCAGCUCCUCAGAUUGCCCCGGUAGAAUUCACAAACAUUACCGACAUCAGUCCGUCAGAAGGCGCGCAACCGCACACGUCCUCGUCGCCAACGCCUGCCACUCGCACAGAGCUCAGUCGGACAGAAACCGAGGCAGCUCUUGGACCCUCAACAGAUGGGCCAGCGGCCAAUCCCGACAACACCAAUGGACCUACCGUUGUCAUAAUGCUGCUUCUUACCACAGGAGCUAGGCACCCAUACAAGAUCGACGAAAAGUAUCUGAAGAAGCGCAAUGUUACAGUGGAAGACAUGGACCCAUAUAACAUCAGCGUAUACACGCUGAAAGAGUUGAUAUGGCGAGACUGGCGAGAAGAAUGGGAACCCCGGCCCACCUCACCAAGCUCGAUAAGGCUGAUUCACUUUGGACGAAUGUUGGACGACAAUUCACCUCUAAAAGAUUGCCGGUUCCAAACAGAAGCCCCGAACGUUGUCCACAUGACCAUCAAGCCUCAGGAGGUUGUUGACGAUGAAGAGAACGCAAAGACUGGCAAAAGCUCAAAAGCUCGAGACGAUGGAGAAGAACCAACAGCUGGUUGUCGCUGUGUUAUUAUGUAG